UUUUUUUUUAAUUCAGUUAUCAUUUGUGAGUGGCCGAAGUCUCCGGAAACGUCCUCAAAAUUAUGACUUCUCUCAUAUUCUAUUCCUUCUAUUCUGUCGGAGAAAGCAGAUUGAUUAUGACGAAAUUCCUAGGUUCAACUACACGUAACAUAUUACAUGAUCACGCUUCACUUAUUCUGUCAUUUGAUACGUAAAUAUGUAGAUACAUAAAGCUAGAUAAAAGAUACAUACCUACACAAUAAUAUGUUGAACACAGGUUUAUAUUGUCGUCAUAAUAAAAGUUUCCAAACAAAAAGUUUUGCCAAGACAUUCAUAAACGCAAAGUUUAUGAGCUAUGGAAGUCAUGCGAUAGUUUCAUUUGGCAAAACGUCACGCAAACUCGCGGACGGCACCGAACUACUAAAAUACCUUCCAUUUGUCUUCUGUACCGAAACAGUUUUGUUCAACUUUGUAUUUACAUUAAAUUCACAUUUAAAUGGAAAAGUUCACACCAAAAAAGGUUUGAAAAUUCUUUAAUGUGUCGUUUUAGAAUUGCCAAAUUUUUAUGGUAGGUACAUGAGAGCUGUCGAUGGCGUAAUUUUUAGAUAAGCAAAGACAUUAUGAAACCGCUGUAUAAAUUCAUAUAUACCUUGUCUGGACGAUCGAGAUUAUGUGCUAUAUGUACCCAUGAACCCUGAACUCGGUUGUAAAUGUGUAGGUACAAUACAAAGAUUUGAUUCCGAACCCUUGAAGCAACAUUUUAUAAUCUCUUUAUCCAAUAAGCCUCGAAGCCAAUUUCGAAUAAAGAGUGAGCAGUUAAAGCCCAAGGUAAAAACACGUCCUCGGCACCACCGCGCUAAGCCACGUACUUUUCAUGUAAAUUUUAAGCUGUCGGUAUUUGCGAGGAUCUAACAAAUCCGAGUUGUUGAGACAAUUUUCGAGUUAAAUGCGGUCAAUCACGCACAUUAUUGUAAUAUAGGAUUAGGUAUUUGUAAGCGAAGGAUAAACCUACAUGUUAUCACCGAGACUCCUGAAAACAGUUACCUAAAUAUAUGGUUGUAAGCAACAACGAUCGAUAUAGCAACAUAUUUUGUUAAAAUUUAUUAAAAAUACAGUCCAUUCCUUAAAACGAUAAACUAUAUAGGAAUAAAUGUAAAUACGCUUACUUUAAAAAUCGCAUUGCCAACAUUAAUACUCAACUUUGCUAAUAAUACUUUGCGCGGAAAUUCUCAGCGCUAACCAUUUCAUAUAAAGAGAUUGUUCAACAGAAAAAGUUGGCAAAUUUGUCUCGCCCGAGGCACACAUUAUCUCUGCUCAUAUUGCGUUAUAAAUGGAUGUGAUUUACCAGAAGCUGCCGUGACUGUUAGAAAAUAAUACCUUUGUUAACGUCCUUGUAUAACUUUAAAGGAAUAACAUAGCAAACAGUAAUUAUUCGGUUAUUUAGGGACAUAUUAGUUGCUAUAUUGACCAAAACAGAUUUAAACUUUAGUACUUUUAGCACCAACAUACGUAAAUCAUUUCUCCAAUUAAUGGAAAAUUGUAAAAUGUUAAUCUUAUUGCAUACAGUAUAUUAUUGUACAAAAAUCAAGGCCAUCAUAUUGUGUAGGAUGCGAUAAAGCCAAACAGUUGUAAAGAUCGGAAUAAUUUUGUCCAAGCACUGAUCGCCGCAAAAAGCAACAACUUCAUAGAAUUGUGUUGACAAUCUAAUGAUAUACGAACAAUGACUUAGUUUUAUUCAAUAAACAAGGUCUAAUGUUUACUUGGAAGAAGUAACAGUCUCUCAUCUACCUUUGUACAAUUUUAUUUUACAAAUGAUUGUCCUAUGCGGGGAUCGAACCCGCGACACGUCGCGCUCAGUGGGUUUAGCGUGAUGUCCUCAACCACUCUGCUAUCCGUGCGGGCGUGCAGUAUGGAUAUGGGAUUUACUAAAAAAUAUCUAGCACCCAUUUCAAUCAUUAAAUAUUAUGCUAUUUAUAUUCUUUGAAGGCCCAUAAUACCAUCAGUUUUAACAAUUAAAAAUAUUAUAAAUCUUCCACCGUUCCGAUAAAAAACGUUAAUAAAAUUUCAAAGCAAUAAAAUAUAUUGUUUGUACAACUAUGGAAAUUAAAAUCACAGCGAAACGCCAGUUGUUUCAAAUAUUAACAUACAUGGCAAAAUCUUUCUAAACUCAAUCAUGUUGCUGCCAGGCGAAAACAAUCCGAAAUUUUGGCUCUUUAUAACGGUAAAAUUAGUUGAUUAGUUUGCACCCAUUUUGGUAUGCAUUAAUCACUAUCAAGUACGAACUCAUCCUUAGUUUACUUACAGAUAUUAGUCGCAUCGAUCAUUGCUUACUGUGAAUCAUCGGGGGGAAAAAAGCGUAAGUCUAGAUCGUUAUUAUCAACCAUUUACUUAGAUUAAAUUCUGACCAACAUUGAUACAAGCUCGUUGUAUAUUUUAGUUGAUAUUAAACUUGGCUUUGACUUAACACAAGGGAGCAAUGGAGCUCCUUCAAUCCGCAUUCGAGAUUUCAAAGGUAUAGAUGAUUUCGCGUCUUUUUGACAGGUAUCGAUAUAACAACGGACACAUUUACAUUAGUUCCUCUAUUCUAGAUUCAGCAGAAUAUAAUCCAAGAGCUGUAGAUGAUGCGAGCAGCAGCGAUAGUAGUAGUAGUAGUAAAAAAACGAGUCCGAGAGCGGAUUCGAGUGAGAGUGAGGAACGUGAAAAGCCCAAAAAAGAAGAAUCAAGUAAAGAGCCCGCAAAACCUGCGAAGUCUAGCGGCAGUUCGGAUUCCGACAACAGCAACAGUAACGAUGCAGCUUCUGCCGAAGAUAAACUACGAAGCACUAGAGGUUUAAAAGCCGCCGAUUUUGAGCCCGAAGAAGAAAAUCCUAAGAUUCAUGGAAGGUACCAGAAACAUUCUGGUUCAGACGCUUCUGAUGAUGAUGGUCGCCGUCGCAACAAAAGACAAAUUGGAAGAAUUAGUUACAAAAAGGCUAAACAUUUAUAAUUAAAACAUUUCAACUGUGAAUAAUAUUUUUAAUAAAGUUUUCAGUCGAAAUUACA
This is a messenger RNA of Trichoplusia ni (cabbage looper), 3021 nucleotides long. Its product is annotated as nucleolar and coiled-body phosphoprotein 1-like. Lineage: Eukaryota; Metazoa; Arthropoda; Insecta; Lepidoptera; Noctuidae. The record is from RefSeq and is a predicted model, not a curated record. Bases 2498 to 2965 code for a protein of 155 amino acids. The transcript is spliced from 4 exons.